This is a messenger RNA of Trypanosoma cruzi, 1039 nucleotides long. Its product is annotated as fatty acyl CoA synthetase 2, putative. The annotation marks the transcript as partial. Gene Ontology annotation, molecular function: long-chain fatty acid-CoA ligase activity. Gene Ontology annotation, cellular component: endoplasmic reticulum; membrane. The transcript has a single exon. Lineage: Eukaryota; Euglenozoa; Kinetoplastea; Trypanosomatida; Trypanosomatidae. The record is from RefSeq and is a predicted model, not a curated record.
CUACUUCGAGUACAAACCUGUCUUCACCAUCGGCGUACCACGCAUUUUUGAUACAAUCAAGAAAACGGUGGAGGCAAGGUUGGCGCCACGCGGUUCUCUGGAGCGUCGAAUAUUUGAACAUGCCUUUCAGAGUCGUCUACGGGCGCUGAAGGAUGGAAUGGAGACGCCCUACUGGAACGAGGUGGUGUUUGGGCCUUUUCGCUAUCUGCUUGGUGGGAAGAUGCGCACGAUGCUUUCAGCUGGCGGUCCCAUUAGUGCUCCCACACAAACUUUUCUCAAUGUCGUUUUUGGGUUAAUGGUUCAGGGUUGGGGUCUCACAGAGACCGUUUGUGUAGGGACAAAACAGCUCUGCGGCGACAUUGAAACCGUCGUGGCAGGACAACAGGAGCGCAUAUGCGAGAUGUGUCUUUUGGAUGUGGAUGAGUACAAGCACACGGACACCCCCGAGCCGCGGGGGGAGAUUCUUCUGCGGGGCCCGUUCCUCUUCAAGGGCUACUACAUGCAGGAAAAACUCACGCGAGAGGCUCUUGACGAGGAUGGCUGGUUUCACACGGGUGAUGUUGGCAGCAUCACAACACAUGGACGCUUGCGUAUUAUUGGCCGUGUGAAGGCACUGGCGAAGAAUGUGCUGGGAGAGUACAUUGCGAUGGAGGCACUGGAAUCCAUGUAUGCACACAACGCACUCUGCAUGCCUAAUGGUGUGUGUGUGCUUGUCCAUCCUGCUCGUUCGUACAUUUGCGCGCUGGUGCUGACAGAUGAGACAAAGGCUAUGAUGUUUGCGAAGGAGCACGGCAUUGAGGGCAGCUAUCCGGAUAUCUUGCGUGACCCGGCGUUCCAGCGCAAGGCCACGGAGUCCAUGCAGGCAACGGCACGAAAGGCAGAUCGGCAGAAAUUUGAGUGUGUACGGCAUGUGCGUGUCGUUGGUGAUGAGUGGACGCCUGAGAAUGAGAUACUCACGGCGGCUGGCAAACUGAAGCGCCGCGAAAUUGACAAGCGGUACGCCGACGUCAUUCAGCUAAUGUUUGUGGAGGAGUGUUAG